AUGGCCGCAACCGUUAGUCUCAUGUCGUUAUCACCGGUCGACCACACCAUGAAGUGUGUCUCCUCUCCGGUGACGUCUAUGUCUUCGCAGUCAACGGCCGAAAGCGGGUCCGAAAGCCAUGCGUUCGUAACUUUGGUCAUGAAGUCCGACAAAUAUAUGGCCGGCGCUCUCGUGUUGGCCCAAAGUCUUCGCAACAAUCGCACCAACAGUUCCCUCGUCUGUAUGAUAACCCACGACAUCAGUGUCCGGGCGGCCAAAGUGCUGAAGAAGUGGUACGACUUCGUAUGGACUGUGCCUUACAUUAGGCAAAGAUGUGUCACAUUUAAGACCCGACGGCAGCGAGACUUAUAUGAAGACUGGAUCGAAGAGUCGUUUACGAAAUGGAAUUGUCUUAACCACGAGAUGUUCGGCCGCUUCGACAAAGUGUUGUUCAUCGACGCGGAUAUGAUGGUCGCCAACAAUUGCGAUCACCAGCUCUUCGGCUUAGACCCGCCGGCCAUGACUUUCUCACUCCCGUGGGCUAAGCCUUACUGUCCGCACGGCAUCGACAACCCAUACGGAGAGCUAAGACACGGCAUCACUGUUGACGUCGAUCUCAUCAAAAGAGGUUUCCAUACAUUCUUAGGCAUCGGAUCUCUAGUAUUGGUAAGACCCGAUCAAAGAGUAUUCAAUCAAAUGCUGAAACUAUUGAGAAAUCAAAUGUUUUUCGGUUCAAAAGAGUGUUUCAGUGGUUUUGAUGAGCAGUUGAUUUGCGCCACAUAUGUAUCGUUGAACCAAUCGUUUCGACACAUCCAUCAGUGCUAUAACUGGUCUGUAAGCAAAUGGGAAUGGCUUUCGAUCGCCGGUGAGGGCGACACACAUCCAAAGAUUGUCCACUUCUAUGGCGAUCAGAAGCCGUGGUAUUCGAGUCGUAACUUUCAAUGGAGUGACACAAUUGAGUGGUGGACUAUCGCCGACCAAAUCAUUGCCUCCGAUGACUCCACCCGACGCUUCUUUGAACUACAGUUUUAA
Molecule: messenger RNA, 1011 nt
Organism: Medioppia subpectinata
Lineage: Eukaryota; Metazoa; Arthropoda; Arachnida; Sarcoptiformes; Oppiidae
Source: the annotation of a GenBank genome assembly